Pteropus alecto (black flying fox) is the source of this 1854-nucleotide messenger RNA. It is a transcript of the gene SLC6A11, whose product is annotated as solute carrier family 6 member 11. The transcript has 14 exons. Gene Ontology annotation, cellular component: membrane. Gene Ontology annotation, biological process: sodium ion transmembrane transport. Lineage: Eukaryota; Metazoa; Chordata; Mammalia; Chiroptera; Pteropodidae. Bases 504 to 1793 code for a protein of 429 amino acids. The record is from RefSeq and is a predicted model, not a curated record.
CGCGCGACCCGCGCGACAAGCGCGACAAGGCGGUCCACGAGCGCGGCCACUGGAACAACAAGGUGGAGUUCGUGUUGAGCGUGGCCGGGGAGAUUAUCGGGCUUGGUAAUGUGUGGCGCUUCCCUUACCUGUGCUACAAGAACGGAGGAGGGGCGUUCCUGAUUCCCUAUGUGGUAUUUUUUAUUUGCUGUGGAAUUCCUGUUUUUUUCCUGGAAACAGCUCUGGGACAAUUCACAAGUGAAGGUGGAAUUACAUGUUGGAGAAAAGUUUGCCCUUUAUUUGAAGGCAUUGGCUAUGCAACACAGGUGAUCGAGGCCCAUCUAAAUGUGUACUACAUCAUUAUCUUGGCGUGGGCCAUUUUCUACUUGAGCAACUGCUUUACCACAGAGCUCCCCUGGGCCACUUGUGGGCAUGAGUGGAACACAGAAAACUGUGUGGAGUUCCAGAAACUGAAUGUGAGCAACCACAGCCAUGUGUCCCUGCAGAACGCCACCUCUCCCGUCAUGGAGUUUUGGGAGCGCCGGGUCUUGGCCAUCUCAGAUGGGAUUGAGCACAUCGGGAACCUCCGCUGGGAGCUGGCUUUGUGUCUCCUGGCAGCCUGGACCAUCUGCUACUUCUGUAUCUGGAAGGGGACCAAGUCCACAGGAAAGGUUGUAUACGUCACUGCAACAUUCCCCUAUGUCAUGCUUCUGAUCCUCCUGAUCCGAGGGGUCACGUUGCCUGGGGCCUCUGAAGGCAUCAAGUUCUACCUGUACCCCGACCUCUCCCGGCUCUCUGACCCACAGGUCUGGGUAGAUGCUGGAACGCAGAUCUUUUUCUCCUAUGCCAUCUGCCUGGGUUGUCUGACUGCUCUGGGAAGUUAUAACAAUUAUAACAACAACUGCUACAGGGACUGUAUUAUGCUCUGCUGUCUGAACAGUGGCACCAGCUUCGUGGCCGGCUUCGCCAUCUUCUCUGUCCUGGGCUUCAUGGCAUACGAGCAGGGGGUACCCAUUGCUGAGGUAGCAGAGUCAGGCCCAGGCCUGGCCUUUAUUGCUUACCCCAAGGCUGUCACCAUGAUGCCUCUGUCCCCACUGUGGGCCACCUUGUUCUUCAUGAUGCUCAUCUUCCUGGGCCUGGACAGCCAGUUUGUGUGCGUGGAAAGCCUCGUGACUGCUGUGGUGGACAUGUACCCCAAGGUCUUUCGGAGGGGCUAUCGGCGGGAGCUGCUCAUCCUGGCCCUAUCGGUCGUCUCCUAUUUUCUGGGCCUCGUGAUGUUAACAGAGGGCGGCAUGUACAUCUUCCAACUCUUUGACUCCUAUGCCGCCAGUGGGAUGUGCCUUCUUUUCGUGGCCAUCUUUGAGUGCAUCUGCAUCGGCUGGGUGUACGGAAGCAACCGCUUCUAUGAUAACAUUGAAGACAUGAUUGGCUACCGGCCAUUGUCGCUCAUUAAAUGGUGCUGGAAGGUUGUGACCCCUGGAAUCUGUGCGGGCAUUUUCAUCUUCUUCCUGGUCAAGUACAAGCCUCUCAAGUACAACAACAUCUACACUUACCCCGCCUGGGGCUAUGGCAUCGGCUGGCUCAUGGCCCUGUCCUCUAUGCUCUGCAUCCCCCUCUGGAUCUUCAUCAAGGUGUGGAAGACAGAGGGGAAACUGCUGGAGAAAAUCCGGAAGUUGACGAUCCCCAGUGCCGACCUGAAAAUGCGGGGCAAGCUUGGGACAGGCCCACGGACGGUGAUGAUUAAUGACUGUGACGCCAAACUCAAGGGCGAUGGGACCAUUGCAGCCAUCACAGAGAAGGAGACGCACUUCUGAGUGUCCACCUGCCACGUUGGAUGCGUCAGCUUCCUUCUCCUCCCCCGUGUGUAUAAAUGAA